Molecule: messenger RNA, 1713 nt
Organism: Helobdella robusta
Lineage: Eukaryota; Metazoa; Annelida; Clitellata; Rhynchobdellida; Glossiphoniidae
Exons: 18
Coding region: 40-1713 (557 amino acids)
Biological process (GO): protein folding
Cellular component (GO): endoplasmic reticulum
Molecular function (GO): protein disulfide isomerase activity
Source: RefSeq, a predicted model, not a curated record
UUUAUUUUAUCAUUUCAUGUUAUUUAAAUUUUAUUUCAGAUGAUUCGUUUAAGUUGCAUUAGCUUGAUUCUUCUUGUUCUGUUGUCUCAUAUUUCCAUUGCUCAAAAAUCCAAGCAAAAUGAUUAUAUCCAGAAAUUAUCUGAUGUAAAAGAAUUUAAAAAACUUAUUAGGACUCAUACAAACGUUCUUGCUAUAUUCACACAGUCGGAGAAAGAUUUCAAGCAGCAAGAUCUUUUCAGGGCCGUCGGUGAGAAAGUAAAAGGAAUUGCAUCUAUUAUUCUAUUUGAUUGCUCAAUUGACAAAAAAUCUUGCAAAAAAUUGAAGUCAUUUCCAUCUCCCGUUGAAUACAAACAUUUCAAAGAUGGAGAAUUUCAUAAAGUGUACGAUCGAAAGUUUACUGUUAAGUCGAUGGUGAAGUUCCUACGGAAUCCGACGAGUGACAGGCCUUGGGAAGAAGAGGCAUCUGCAUCGGACGUUCGUCAUCUCGAAACUAAAUCUGAUCUGAAUAAAUUAUUGAGCAAAGAAAAGAAGCCAAUUCUUAUCAUGUUCUAUGCUCCAUGGUGUGGGUUUUGUAAGAAGUUGAAGCCGGAGUUUGCAGAGGCCGCCUCCAUUUUGAAGGGAGAAGCUGUUCUAGCUGGAAUGGAUGUUGAUACGUUGGAUGGAGAGCCAAUAAGAAUGGAGUUUAACAUCACGGGUUUUCCCACUCUGAUCUAUUUUAAAAAUGGCGAGAAAGUUUAUAAUUAUGGAGGCUCAAACGAUAGAGAUGGAGUUGUUGCCUGGAUGAGGAACCCCGUCCCCGCCAAAGUUGAGGAACCGGAAAAAGAUUGGUCAGAAAUGGAUAAUGACGUCAUACAUUUGACUGAAGAUAAUUUCGAUGACAUCAUCAAUGCGUCAUCGUCAGCUCUUGUUAUGUUCUAUGCACCUUGGUGUGGACACUGCAAAAAAAUGAAACCUGAAUACGAGGUUGCUGCCACGAUGCUCAAAAAUGAAAAGUUAGAUGGCAUCUUAACAGCGAUUGAUGUGACGAAACAUCAGAAGCUGGGUGAAAAGUUUAAAAUCAAGGGAUUUCCAACUGUUAAAUACUUCAAAAAUGGAGAAGAGAAAUUUGAUGUGAACGAACGAACAGCUCAAACGAUUGUCUCAUUCAUGAAAGACCCCAAGGAACCGCCAGCAGCAGCGUCCGACAAACCGUGGGGCGAGUUGGAUAGCUACGUCGAACACUUGAACGAUGAAAACUUCAAAAGUUUCAUUAAGAAGAAGAAACACUGUUUAGUGAUAUUCUACGCGCCAUGGUGUGGGCACUGCAAAAAAUCGAAGCCAGAAUUCAUGCAGGCCGCCGAAGAACUGAAAGAUGAUUAUAAAAUCUCGUUCGCGGCGGUUGAUUGCACCUCUCCGAGUUCGUCGUCGACCUGUCAAUCAAAUGACGUCACCGGCUACCCCACCUUCAAGUACUUCAACUACGGGAAGAACGAUCAGAUAUACUACGGCGGCAGAGAGAAAAAAGAUUUCAUAUCAUUCAUGCUGAACCCAACGGCAUCGUCGUCACCACCACCAAAACCAUCCAGUGACGAUCGACUUUGGCGGAAUAUUGCCGGAAGUGACGUAAUAUCGUUUUUGGACGCGUCGACCUUUGCGUCACAUCUUGAACGAUUUGAUAUCGUUGUUGUUGCGUUCUUUGCUGACGGUUAUUUGUGUGUGUUUGUCGUUCGUUAG